Gadus macrocephalus (Pacific cod) is the source of this 3045-nucleotide messenger RNA. RefSeq lists its product as uncharacterized. Bases 1985 to 2650 code for a protein of 221 amino acids. NCBI's taxonomy places the organism in Eukaryota, Metazoa, Chordata, Actinopteri, Gadiformes, Gadidae. The transcript is spliced from 11 exons. The record is from RefSeq and is a predicted model, not a curated record.
UCAAGUUCUUAAUUGAUUUCAGCUGCGUCUCCCCCGCCUCUCCUCAUAAAGCGCCCCCACCGUGACGGAUGUUAAUCGUUUAUUUUGCGUUGGAUUGCGUGGGUUGAACAAUCCGGACAUCGUGGCCACCGACGUGGACCUCCCGCCACCGGGACCCACGCACACCGACCACCACACUGGGAAGUGUCCUCUGCUCACAGUGGAAGCAGCAUGGAAGAACUGCAGCAACUCUGAUGGAAACGUGGACCUCCACGCUGUUGAACUGUUCUAGGCCUACUACAAACCGAGGCGGUCCCACUCGGUUAAAGAUCUCGUGGUCAAUGCGGCAGACCGCUGGACCUGGACGUCACCUUCUGCAGAUACUUCGCUGCCCUCAGGAAUCCACGGAUAACUUGAAACAUGUCCGACUCCACAUGUCCGAAAAAUCGAGGAUGGAAACUUGUGGAAGGAAGAAAGGGGUCUGUUUUUGCUCAACCCAUAACCCCACUGAGCCCUUCUGUGGAAACCUGUCUGACUGACCCUACUGACUGGGGGCCUGUUGAUGUGUGUUUGGUUGGUCUGGACUGGUAGAAGGUUUGCUGCUUGUGAUCUGCAAGGUGGUCCUGGGUUAGAUGCGGUGUCUGACUUGCACACCACUCUCCCAAUUCUAUUCUUCUCUUUACUACUUCUACUUUCAAUACACUUGCUGCUGCUGCUGCUGUUGACCGCUGGUGGUGCAAUGUGGUUUUUAUUCGCGUAUGUUCUGUGGACUUUGCAUUUGUAUUUUAAUGAACAUGUUUACUGCCUGUUAGACCUCGGAUUGGCAAACCUAAACUCCUUCACUGGCAAAAUGUAGAUGCAAAUUAAAUGCCAAAAUUAACAUUUCAAUAUUCGUUUUGCGUAUUUCACCAAUAGCUUCGGAACUAGACGGACCUCGUAUAUAAUUUGCUCUUCAAAGAUGCGGUCAGGCGUCCCUCCGUUAUAUAACGUUUUCUGCCCGGUACGAAAUAGACCGACCAAUAGCAACCCUUUAGGCUAUCUAAUGUGAGGUUGGAUAUACGCAACAUGUAGUUGUUUCAACAACAAAGAUGGAAGUUGGGGAACUAAAGACUGUAUAUGCUCACUAAAAGAACGAACGACUACUACUCAAAGAUUUUGAGGAGUAUGUAUUUCUGCAUCACCCGUUCCAAUGCUAUGAUUAGUCGAGGCCUAUCCAAUAGCAUAGCAUCGACCCAUUUAAGAUCGCGCCCUUUAGACACGCCCCUUGGAAAUUGAACAACGCACUUCAACGCAGAGGAUCCAGAAGGAUUUCAUAACGAGUCCAUUGGAAGAUAUCGAGGAACAUGAACAUCACCAAUGAAGGAGAGUAACGUUUCCACUUGCUAUAGGAAUUUAGUGAAGCACUAAAUAGUUAAUAAUAAUAAUGAUAAAAUGUGGUCACCAUUUAUUGACUUUUUGGGUAAGACUUGCUUUACUAAUAUAACCGCGUUAAAACCGCAUUCAUUUACUUUUCUUGUGUAGUUUCCCACUAUUCAUUAAAUGUUUUAUAGAAGUAAAAAAGUAAUCAAUAGAACUAUACACAUUUGUACAACAAUUAAUCAUUAUACAGGAUUUGAACAUUUUCUAUUCGAGCUCAUGCUUCAUAAUAUUUCCAAGGAUUGCAGAGUACCAAAUGAUUUAUGAACAGUUGUUUUUGUUCAGGAGCGGAUUGUACACCCAGAGGCUUCAACAGAGCGGGUCUGGAACUGGGAGCUGCAGGUGGAUGUUGGCCAGGAGCCGUUCAGUCCUACAAGAACAGACGGUAGAGGUGAUGGAGGCGGUCGUCUGGAGGUCCGUGGCGGUCGUCUGGAGGCGCUCGCUGCAGGUGGAGGGAAGGCCGGGAGCCGUGCAGCCCAACGGAUGCUGAACGGACUGAGGCGGAGGUCCUGGAGGCAGAGGCCAGCCUGGAGGCGGCGGUGCCCUGGAGGUCCUGGAAGCGUCCAACCUGGAAGCCGCCACCUGGCCCAUGGAGGGCCAGGUGGCGGCUCCUCAUCCAAAGGGCCUGGAGGCGGCCAACCUGGAAGGCCUGGAGACGGCGGCGGGCCUGGAGGUGGAGGCCAACCUGGAGGUCCUGGAGUCGGUGGGCCUGGAGGCGGCGGUUGGGUCCAACCUUGAGGGCCUGGAGGCGGUGGUUGGGACCAACCUUGAGGGCCUGGAGGCGGUGGUUGGGACCAACCUGGAGGUCCCGGCGGUGGUGUCCACCUGGCGGCGGUCAGCCUGGAGGGCCCGGCGGCGGCGUCUUGGAGGGCCCGGCGGCGGCGUCUUGGAGGGCCCGGCGGCGGCGGCGUCCUGGAGGGCCCGGCGGCGGCGGCGUCCUGGAGGGCCCGGCGGCGGCGGCUCAUCCAAAGAAAUGAGGCGACGUUGCGGAGGUCCAGGCGGUUGGCCCGGUGGAGGUCCUGGAGGAGACGGUCCCGGCGGUGGACGGCUGGGGGAUCCGGCGGUGGAGGUCCGAAGGCGGCUCGUGAUUAGACCAACCAGCUCCUCAUCCAUGGAAGCAGGAUUGAAGGAGUCACUGGGGAUGAAGAUCACUGCUCAGGGGCUGACGACCACUCAUCUUUCCGGAGAAGCGUCCUCAUGGUGCAGGCGGUCAAACCUCCACCUCUUUGAAGAGACCAAGCAGCUUGAUGACUGACUGGUUCUUUAUACUCAAGACCUCGUCCCGGAGCAGAGGACGGACCUAAGGCCCGCAGCGCAGCCGACUAGAGACUCCAUGUGGAACUGGUUCAAUUAAGUUGACCUCUCCUUCAGGCGACUUAAAGGGAGACCAGAUGUGCGGCAGCUGGGUGUCAUGGUGCAGAGACCCAACGCUGUACUGAACUACACCAGUGUGUCCUACUCCCAUAAACCCUGAGGAUCCCUGGAUGGCUACACCAGCACAUUAAUCCACACCCAACAUCAACACACAGUGCACACUCUAUAGAGCUCGUAAGUCUGCCCCUUGCGGCGGGACCUCGUGAGAUCGUAAGUUAUGACUGGGUUUCAAUGGAGAGAAAGUAAUUAUUUUCUCCAUUUUAUGUUUCACCACAU